AUGUCCGGUCUGCGAACACGCAGGUUGCUUGCACUGGGCGCUGUCGUCUUCUCAGGAGUCCUCCUCUUCCACCUCUUCUCCACACGAAACCCCUUCGAGAUCGACCUCCGUCUCAACGAUAUCACUUCCUCCUCCGAUCAACGCCUCACUCUACCAAAUCAUUAUCAACAACAACAACAGCAUCAUGAUGCUCAACGCCCCAGUAUUCCAGAGCCCAUGCCCGACCCAGAGAACGUGCUUAAACAUAUCCAGGAUGGAUCUCGGAAACCACAGGAACCCAUCUUGCCAAAAGAGAUCCCUAAACCAAAGACGACUCUGGAUCCAGAGGUCAAGUACCUCGGGUACCUCAUGUACGGUGGCCUCACCAACCAGUUCAUUGCCUUCCAGAGUGCGGCGUUUGUGGCUCUCAAGCUGAACAGGACACUCAUCCUCCCACCCUUCAUCACCACCAACCACGACGAAGAGGUCGCUGCCCAACGCUGGUCUGAUUUCUUCGACCUCGACCGAUUCACACGCCUCAGUGGCCUCAAAGUCGUCGAGUGGCAUGACAUCCGACCGCUCUCUCCAGAACAUGUCCACAUUGGCAACAAACAGGUCCGGUCCCAUGGACGGAACAACCCUUGGUGGUCGAAGUUGGCCGAGACCUUGACCAUCCAUGUCACCUAUGGGUUUGGCGACUCUGAGAACAUCCAUACGACGGAGCGGAACUUUUUGCGCCAGUUUCUGUUGAUCCCACGCUAUGUGCGCCCACCACGAGCCCAUCGAGCAGCAACAACAGAGGGCGAGGAGGAAGAGGAAGGGGAAGGGGAAGAGUACAUUGAGGAUGGGGUGGGUGUGGGAGACAGCGCCAGCGACUGGGCUCAGAGUGGAACAAAGGCGGCGUCGUCAAAGGAUAACAACAAAAAGGAUGACAUCUUCCUCCUGGAUGACGCUGUGGAACGUUUUGCUGAGUACAAAAGUCAAGUUGUGUUUCUGAGCCACACUUACAAACUCAAGGACCCCCAAAGCCCACGAUCAUGGAGAGAUAUCGGACAAUUUAUGCACUUUAACGAUAAAGUAAUGGACUAUGCCCGCAAGAUCAUUCGUCACCGAGCGCCCGAGGUCAUCUCGGAGACGGAGGGCAAGUACAUUGCUAUGCAUCUGCGUCGAGGCGACAUCUGGAUGAAGUGUCGGACAAAGUCAGCGGAGCAGAUGAUGGAUUGUAUCCCACCUCUGGGACACUACGCCGAGAUGGUCGACCUGGCCAGGAACGCAGAGGGCAAAAGAUUGCCCGUCUUGGUCACCACGGAUUCAAAGUCCGAGGAGGAUUUCUCGACCAUGGCCCGGUUGGGCUGGAAACGACUCAAUCAUGACCUGUACACGACCGAGAAGGUGCUGGGCAUCUUUGGACCUGCCAUGGUGGAUGCAGCCAUUCUUGCGGAGGCGGACUAUAUGGUUGGAACUCAAGUGAGCACGAUGACACGGAUCGCGGCCAGGCGACAGUUAACAUGGCAUGGACACGACCCACUCUAUCCACGCACCACUACCUCCUGGACACCCGAGAACUAG
Molecule: messenger RNA, 1548 nt
Organism: Linnemannia hyalina
Lineage: Eukaryota; Fungi; Mortierellomycota; Mortierellomycetes; Mortierellales; Mortierellaceae
Source: the annotation of a GenBank genome assembly